UCAUAUCUGUGAUGUUUUCGCCCUCCCCUUCUGGCAGUCACAUGGCCCGUCUCUGCUCUCCCGUGACACUUUUGAACAAAUAACAGGGUGAACGAGGCGUGCCAUGGCUCUGGUGUUGUCAUUGGGCAGCAGCAGCACGUCUCCUCCAGCAUCCAGCUCUCCGUCAGCCGCGUCCACCGGCCCGCAGCGGUCACCGCCACUGUCCGCCGCGCAUCUGGCCCGGGACAGCCUCCUCCACACACGGCGGGGAGACACGCACCCACAGCCGGCCUCAGAGGACCCGCAGAGAGAGGAGUUUUAAAGCAGGAAGUGGGGGAGACACAGCGGGGAGACUCGGCGAGACUAAUCUGAAGCUCUUCCCACCGACCAUGUCCAACGAACGUACCCCUCUGAUCACCUCGGGGGUGUGUGGUCUGGCUGUGACCGCGGUGACAUGCGGCGCAGCAUCAGACUCCACCCCUGAGUCGAACUCCGAGACGCCGAGUCGAGGCCCCCGAAAGCUGAACACCUUUUUCGGGGUGAUGGUUCCGACCGUCCUGUCCAUGUUCAGCAUUGUGUUGUUUCUGAGAACAGGGUUUGUGGUUGGUCACGCUGGGCUGCUGCAGGGUCUCUUAAUGGUGGUUGUAGCUUACACCAUCAUAUCUCUUACAAUACUGUCCAUCUGCGCCAUUUCCACCAACGGUGCGAUUCAGGGAGGUGGAGCCUACUACAUGAUCAGCCGCUCUUUGGGGCCUGAGUUUGGAGGAAGCAUUGGUUUGAUGUUCUUCCUGGCCAAAGUGUUUGCAUGUGGAGAGUAUGUUCUGGGUCUAGUGGAAGCCAUACUUGAUGUAUUUGGUGCAGAUCCUGACUCGGCUGUGUCCGAGGGGGUGCGGGUUCUCCCUCAGGGUUACUGGUACACAGUGCUGUACUCGUCAGUAGUCCUUCUGCUGUGUCUGCUCGUCUGUCUGGUUGGUGCCCACAUCUACUCCCGUACCGCCUUCGUCAUCCUGCUGGUGGUCACCGUAUCGCUGCUGUCCAUCUUCAUCAGCUCUGUCGCGGUCAAACCUCUUGACUUCGUCAUCACCCACAAGGGAUCUGGCAACCAGACCCUCCGCUACAACGCCAGCUACACAGGUUUUAAUGCCACCACGCUGAGGAACAACCUGUACUCUGCCUACUCUUUGGACUACAGCACCAACUCUGUCAUGUCUUUCUCCACCGUGUUUGCUGUCAUGUUCACCAGCUGCACUGGGAUCAUGGCCGGAGCCAACAUGUCAGGAGAUCUGAAGACUCCAAGCGUCUCCAUCCCUAAAGGCACCAUCGUAGCCGUCUUGUACACCUUUACAGUCUACGUCCUCCUCUUCAUCUUGGCCAGCGCCACCUGUGACAGGACCUUGUUGAUUCAGGAUUACGGAUUCUUCCAGCGAAUCAACCUUUGGCCACCGUUCGUCACUGUGGGGAUAUACUGCGCCUCUCUGUCAGCGGCGAUGUGCGCUAUGAUCGGAGCUUCCCGCAUCCUCCACGCUCUUGCUCUGGAUCAACUCUUUGGUUUGCCAUUAGCUCCAGCUGCCGUCACAUCAAGCUCAGGGAAUCCGUGGGUGGCCGUGCUGUACACCUGGGGCCUGGCACAAUGUGUAGUGUUUGCAGGGCAGCUCAAUGCUGUAGCUAGUCUGGUGACUGUGUUCUACCUGCUUGCCUACGCUGCUGUUGACUUGGCCUGUUUGGCUCUUGAGUGGGCGUCAGCACCAAAUUUCAGACCGACCUUCCAGCUCUUCUCCUGGCACACCUGCCUGCUGGGGAUCCUGAGCUGCCUGGUCAUGAUGUUCGUCAUUAACCCCGUGUACUCCUCAGGCAGCAUCGUCCUCCUGUUACUGCUGCUGCUCUUCCUCCACUACAGAUCGCCCACCAGCAGCUGGGGCUACAUAAGCCAGGCUCUCAUUUUCCACCAGGUUCGCAAGUAUCUGUUGAUGCUGGACGUGAGGAAAGACCACGUGAAGUUCUGGAGGCCGCAGGUGCUGCUAAUGGUGGCAAACCCUCGCUCCUCCUGUCAGCUCAUCCUGUUCGUCAACCAGCUGAAGAAGGGAGGACUGUAUGUGUUGGGUCACGUGCAGCUGGGAGAUCUGGACUCUCUGCCAUCAGACCCAGUCCAGCAGCAGUACAACUUCUGGCUGAGCCUAGUUGAUAAACUGGGGGUGAAGGCCUUUGUAGACCUGACGCUCUCUCCCUCGGUCAGACAGGGAACACAGCAUCUGCUGCGUAUCACAGGUCUUGGUGGCAUGAAACCCAACACACUAGUUUUGGGCUUCUAUGACAGCUGCACUCCAGAGGACUUCUUCCUACAAGACACUGCCUUCUGUGGCUCCUCAGUGGGACGAGGCAGCGAGGGUGACUAUAACUUUGGGGUUGACCUGCCUUCAUUGCAGGCCCAUUUCCCCCCUGUACGACAUGUUGAGAGCCCACGUUGGCUCACUCCAGAGGAGUAUGUUGGAAUCAUUUCUGACGCCAUUAAAAUGAACAAGAACGUGUGCCUUGGCAGAUAUUUCUUCCAGUUAGAAGGCGAAGACAAAGACAGUAAGGUGGACGGCUCAGAGCGGACUAUAGACGUGUGGCCUCUCAACCUGCUGCAGCCAGGCAGCCGUGACUACGAGGACGUGUGCAGCCUCUUCCUGCUGCAGAUGGCCUGUGUGCUCAACAUGUCCAGUAAAUGGCGACAUGCGAGAAUGAGAAUCUUUCUGAAUGUGGAGACGCAGUCCAACGACCAGGGAUGGGUGGUGAAUGAGGAGACGUUUCGAGAGCUGCUGAAGCAGCUGAGGAUCAGGGCGUCCAUAAAGAUCGUGCCGUGGGACUCUGUGGUGCAGCACCACUCUCAGCCGGGUGGAGACGACUCAGCAGGGACAACACAAGCUCUGUCUGAGGACUUUUUGACUGCAGUGAACUGCAUGUUGAUGGAGCACAGCUCACAAGCUGCUGUCCGCUUCCUGUAUUUACCUCGUCCUCCUGCUCAUCACAGCCAGUCUCAACACUACUUAGCUCAGCUGGAAGCAGUGACCAGCGGUUUAGGACCAACGCUGCUGAUUCAUGGUGUCACCCCAGUCACAUACACUGACCUCUGAGCAUGACUAGUCAUAAGUUUACUUAAAUGUAAGUAGAAACAAAUGAACACGUAGUUAUAUAAAGAGUGAAUGCUAAGGUACAGUAUUUACUACUGCAGUCUUUUUGUUAUUUUAUUGAACCUUAGAAAAAAAACCCACAGUCGAGUGCCACUUGAAGCAUUUGCAUUUGAAUAGGAUAUCCUCCUAUUUUUAUAUACUUGAACUGACGUUGGGAUUGAGUCAGAGCGAAUAUCAGUGUUUGUGGUCAUGAUUUAUGUUGAUAUAACCUCCUGUUUGCUUUGGCUUUAGCUCUGCCUUUCACAGAAAUACACAGACAGAUUAAAAAAAAAGGUCAAAAACUCUUCCGAACUAAACCACGGUUUAUUUUGAACAAUAUAGGUCAUCAAGGACAUCAAAUAUAAAAAUGUCUUUAUAUCAUUUCAGGCUUGACUAAUGUGGAAUUUGUGGUUUCCUUGAUUUAAAAAAUCUAAAAAUGUCCAAAAGUAGUUUUUACUGGUUCAGGUUCUAAGGGGAGUUGUACUGAUGCAGAAUAAUUUGUAGUUUUGCGACUCGCUUUUUCUUUCAUUCUCACAUUUAAGCUGGUUUCCGGACCAAGUGAUCCAAAGACUUUUUGUUCUGACCUGAAUUGAAUUUGGAUUUUUCUUUUCAGUGCACUUAUCCAAAUGUCUUUUCUUUUUGCUGUUAAAAAGUGUCUUUACAAAGGGAAGUAUUUUAUACAUUUGACCUCAGAAUGAUGAACAGCAUUUAUUACUAUUUCUGUUAAAUACUUUGGAUUUUUGUGUUUCACUGUGCAGAAUGCUAAAAUAUACCUAAAAGGGUUAUAUUGAUGGCUACUUUGGAUGUACUUAAAAUAAUAACGAACACUAUAGUCCACUCUCAGUCAGAACUGUGUUUCAAACCAGGCCAAGACUGACACCUGAUCAAGUUUUGUCACAUUUCUACACAGUAAUCCACCAUAGUUGCAAGCUAUGUAUUGGAAUGCCAUUGUACUCCUAUUGUGUUUUGUCUGCUGUUUCCAAAAAAGCAUCUUGCACAACUUGUCUUUGUUAAUGCUCAAAAGAGGACACUUUAAAGCAGCGCUUCCCAACCUUUUCUGUCUGAUGUAACCCUACAGUCCUUUCCAAUGACUUAAGAACUAAUUAAUCAGUACCUCUCAUAUUGAGAUGUGUUCAUAAACUUGUUAUAAAUUCAAUCUUAUUUUACAGUUAACUAGAUAAAUGUGGAUGUUGAAUAUUUUUCAUGCAGUUGAACAUUCAGUGUUUAGGUCAGCUUGGAUGGAAGUAUCUAGUCAUUCAUUUAAGCUAUAUAUUGUCAACAUCUGUUCAUUAUUUUCAGCUUUCUGUAGUUUUAACUGUUAAUCCACACCGUUAGCUCACAAUUUCAAUAGCUUGUCAUAUUAUCAGUUAAUAUUUCUGUUUAUUCCCAUUUUAGUCAGCUGUUUCAACUUAUUUGUCUACUAUGUUUACCCAACAGCUUCACUCAUUUAUCCUUACUGUUAGCUAAAAAAAAAAGACUUGCUUAUCCACACUUUUAGCUUUUAAAAAAAUCCAACUGUUUAGUCAUACUUUUAGCUAGCUGUUCUGACAGUUGCAACUAGGGUUGCCACCUUUCAGAAAUGAAAAUAAAGGACGCCCACCACGGCUCCUUGGGGCCAUAGUUCAGUAAAAUCGGAAAGAUAUUCACAGAUUCAGAAUUCCACCAUCCAUAACUCAUUAUAAACGAUGCCUCUUUUCCAUCGCUGUAAGGUAGACAAUGUGCUACAAGCCUAGUUUUAUCAACAGUAGCUGUCUUUCAAGCUGCAGAAAUAACAUUGGUGUCAAUGGGAGCCAGUUGAAGGCUGCAGUGAUUUUGAUGACACUACAGUGUAUCAGACAGAAGCUAUUGAAUAUUUGUCUCUCUUUGCUGUUGCAGCAGUUUUGCAAUUUGCAGACGGUCCCUGUUCACUCCAUAGACAUCAAUGGUAUUUGUACAACAGAUACUUUGGGGGGGUUGUCUGAAAAAAUGAAAGCUGCUACCGACCUCUCGCUUUUACAAAGUAUUUUUCAUGGGGUUUUUUUUGGCUCUUUAACCCAAUAGGAAAGCUGUAUAUGACCUUUUCAUUUUGGACUGUUAACAUUCAAAUUAUGAUGGACUUGUUCCCUUGUUUAUGUGAAUUACAACAUCAUUAGCUGCAACAUCUGCCUGUUCUGUAAAACUGGUAGCUCAACGACAGCAUCCUGAGGGCAAUUAAGUGACAAAUAUUGUGCAAGAACAGCACUAUUACAACCCUGUCAAUUUCCACUUGUUAGAAUGUUUACUGCCAAUUAUCACACAUAAAACAAGAAAUAAUAUUCUGUACUAAUGCUUCUGUACUACCCAAUACACAGUGAAUAAAUAUUAUCUGAAAGUCGGGUUAUUGUUGUUUAUCAGCACAAUACAAAAAGAUUCAUGUUAGACAUAUUCCAGUUAAGACUCUAGAAUAUGAUGAUUUAUGUAAAUUUACCUCAAUAAUAUGAAUGUUCAGGUUAAGACUGUACAGUGAUAUUUAUUAUGUAAGUUUAGCUGAUUAAAAUUUAUGACUCUGCACUACAAUAUUAUUUAUUAUUUAAAUUGACAUCAUUAUUAUAAUAUUUAGGGUCAGACCCUACAGUAUUGAGAUUAAGAAAUCAAAUAUUCUAUAAAAUGUAAAUACACUGAACUCAUUUGGAUAUAUUUAAGUGAGACUCUACAAUAUUAUUUGACACAAAUCUAUCUAAAUCAAAAUUUUAAUAAUUUUCACACCAAACAUUUACUGGACUGAUUUAAAUAUUAAAAUCACUCCUUUCCAAUCCUCUGCUGUACGUUCAAACCUGAGGCCUUAAAUAGAAACACACAAGUAUCUGAUUGAAGGAACUUCUGCAGAGUCCUGGUUCCAGAACAUGAUGAUAGAAUUAUGGACAAACUUUAACAAAAGCUGCCUGAGAGUUUACAGGUUUUUAUGCUGGAUUUCUUCAGUAAUUUAAUGAGAGUUAUCAGCAAAAAUCAAGUGUUCAUUUGACGAACUUCAUUUCCUAAAACAUACAGAAUUGGAGCUCAUAUCUUUGGCAGCUGUAAAGUUUCUGCUCCUUCAAAGUUGACAACACAAUGAAUGAAUUCCUAAAACACUCUCAAUGCUGGAGAGCGUUUGUGAUGCUGAAGCAGUGACCAGUUUUUCUGUUUCUUCUCUGGAGAUGCACAAUGAGGGACGUCUGCAGAGACUGAGAAAGAGUCUCACCACAUCCUGACAUGAGGAAAAAGACUUUAUUGAAGACUACAAUGAGAAAAACUAUCAGACAGCAGACGGCUGCAUUCAAGGUGAGCUCUGAACAUUUGAUCUGGAACAGGAAUUCAAUAACGGCAGCAUGAGCUUCAUUUCAGUCUGUAGCUGCUGAAUUCAUGGAUGAAUCAUCUGGCACUAGAGAAGAAGACCAUCAAACAUCCACGUCAGCUGAUGGAGGUCCAAGAGUCUCACCAAACAAACAACCUACAGAGUGAAGACCUCGAAUCUGAUUGGACGGCCUCCUAUUCAGCCACAUUUUAGGCUGUUAGAUUGUUCCAGAUAAGACAAGUACAAGAUUCUUCAGAGCCGUUCUACCACGAGCCUGACAGGAAGAACUCCAACAGCUACUGAAUGUUCCUGUGGUUCCCUCAAGGCUACAGGAGGAGCCCUACGAGGACGAGCCGGUCCACCUGAUGGCGGCCAGUCGCUGCAGUUCAAAGCCAACACUGACUACGUGGACUUCUACUGGACCACAUGGAGGCCUUCAAACUAGACCAACAAGUUCAGCGACUCCCCGACUCGUUGAUCUGAGGAUGCCGCCGAGCCUCGGUCCAGCCGGCCUCCUGUCUGUGGGUGUUUGAGUGCUGAGAGGUUUGUGGAUGCAUGUGAACGUUCUGUGUUGAAACAGCAGCUUUGGACUCAGUAACGCCAGGAAAAACCAAGAGCUCCCUUAUUUGUGACUUCCACUAAAAAACUGAUGAAAAUAAGUUUACUCCAGUGUUCUGUGUCGAAACACCCCCCAGCCCGCAGCAUAUUGAACUGGUCCAUCAGUCACGUGACCAGAAGAGCCGCGAGUUGUGUGUGUUUACCCUGUUAGCAACAACACGGCACUGCGUGAGCAGGUGAAUUUGAAAAAACGGAGAAAUGGAGAAAUGGCCAACAAAAAGAAGCGUUGUAUGGACAUAUUUUUCGCCAGCUGAUAAAACUUCAGCCAGGUGUGAAUUGUGUCACAAGAGAGUUCAACACAGCAGCAACACGAGCAAUCUGUUCAAACACCUGAAGUGUGUGCAUCCAGAGGCUCAUGCCGAAGCUGAGAAAAGGCAAGAAGAAGCGGAGCAGAAUGCGGCAUCUGCAGCCACCAGGCAAACAACUUUGAAAGAAAGUUUUAAAAAAGGCAAAGUCUAUCCAGUCCUUUUCAGAUGACUCACAUAGAGCCCAGGAGAUCACCAGGAGCCUUGCUCAGAUGAUUGCGAAAGACUUGCAACCCAUUUCAAUUGUUGAGGAUCCAGGUUUCUGUCAUUUUAUGAAGAUGGUGGAUCCCCAGUACCAGAUCCCAAGUAGGAAAUCACUGAUGACAGGUGUACUUCCAAAACUAUAUGCACAAGUACGAGAAACAUUGAAAGACUCCAUACAGUCAGCGAGCUGUCUGGCUUUAACAUGUGAUAUGUGGACUGCAAGAACAACUGAAUCUUAUUUGACUGUGAAAGGACACUUUAUUGACAAGGACUGGCAGAUGCAGUCCUGCAAUCUUGCAGCAAUCCAUGUAGCUGUACAGCACACAGCAGACAACAUUUCUGAGCUCCUCGUGACAAUCACUGAUGACUGGGACAUUACUAGUAAAGUUCAAACUGUUGUGACAGACAGUGGGGCUAAUAUGGUGUCUGCUGUGCGGAAAACUUACUGGAAGCACAUUCCAUGUUUUGCACACACACUCAACCUCAUUGUAAAGGACUCCAUAAAGGCAGACACAAGUCUUGAGUCCAUCUUGGAGAAAUGUGGUGCUAUUGUUCGGUUCUUCCACCACAGCACCAAAGCAACUGACAAAUUGAAAGAGGUACAAAGUCAGUUACAGUUGCCACAGCACAGACUAAUGCAAGCAGUGGAUACACGGUGGAAUUCUGUGCUGUACAUGCUGGAGAGACUGUAUGAACAGCAACAAGCCAUCACAACUGCACUUUGUCUACUUGGAAGAAACAGCUUGUGCCUGAAUGGGGAAGAGUGGUCCCACAUUACCCAGGCCAUUGAAGCACUAAGACCUUUUGAAGAGGCCACUAAGGAGGUUUCAGCAGAGCAGUAUGUGACUAUUUCCAAAGUCAUCCCACUGGUCUGUCUUCUUCAACGUUCUGCAGGGCAGAAGGAUAACACUCUGGCUUCACAACUUGCAGCACAAUGCCAGCGGCACUUUCAAAACAUUGAACACAACCACACUAUUGCAGCAAGCACCUUUUUGGACAUCAGGUUCAAAAACAUUGCCUUCUGUGACAUCAGAAAUGUGGAAACAAUUAAAUCAAGAAUCAUAAGUAAUAUGCAAGGCAUGGGCUGCAGUGAGAGAGAGAUGUCCAGCAGUGAAGCCUCAACAUCAGCAGAGUGUUCAGCUUCCCAGGGAGGAUUGUGGCAGGAGUUUGACACUCGGUUUUUGGCUUCUCAGAGCAAUCGCACAGCAAACACAGAUACAUACAUUCAAAUGCGCAGAUACAUGGAAGAAAAAGUGAUCCCAAGGAAUGAGGACCCUUUGCUUUGGUGGAAAAAAAAUGAGAGAGCAUUUCCACAACUGAGCAAAGUGGCAAAGAGAUACCUCGGAACUGUUGCUACAUCUGUUCCAGCAGAGAGGCUGUUUUCUAAGGCAGGAGAGACAGUUAGCCAGAAGCGCAAUUGCCUGAAACCUGAGAAUGUUAAUAUGUUGCUGUUCAUAAACACCAAUCUGAAGCUGUAAAGACAGUGUGCACUUUUUUGUUUGUUUUUUUUACAAUUUUAUUGAAUUCAUAUUCAUGUUAUUUAUUAUAUUGUAUUGAUGACAAACAUUUUUGUCAGGGUCAUUUUGUGAAAAUAAUGCUGCUCAGCCAAAAUUCAGAGUAAGUUCAAAUAUGUUUUUGUUUUAUUUAAUUCAUAUUUAUGUUAAUUAUUUGUUUAACUUUUAUAUUUUGAACCAUGCACAUUAAAGUUGUUACAUGGCCA
Molecule: messenger RNA, 9264 nt
Organism: Amphiprion ocellaris (clown anemonefish)
Lineage: Eukaryota; Metazoa; Chordata; Actinopteri; Pomacentridae
Gene: slc12a9
Product: solute carrier family 12 member 9
Exons: 16
Coding region: 369-3092 (907 amino acids)
Biological process (GO): potassium ion import across plasma membrane; chloride transmembrane transport; potassium ion homeostasis
Cellular component (GO): membrane
Molecular function (GO): potassium:chloride symporter activity
Source: RefSeq, a predicted model, not a curated record